AUGAAUCAAGGAAUGAAGGCUCUUUUGGGUAAAACCAUUAAAAUUGGUAUGUAUAAUGUUACCCUUAAGGAAAAGAUUGGUGAAGGUGGUUAUGCAUGGGUUUUUCUUGCAGAAGAUCAACAAAAAUCAGUUUAUGCACUCAAAUACGUUAAAUGCGUCGAUAUAAAUAAGUUUAAUCAAUUCAAGAAAGAAGCUCAAUUCUUACAAGCAUUACCAGAACAUCCACAUAUCGUUAAGAUUUUUGCAGUUGAUAUAAAUGAAGUUGACAUGUCAAUUAAAUUCCUAUUUGAAUAUGCACCUGCGACAUGUAUCGGAAUGAUGACAGAUAGACCAUUAAGUGAGCAAGAAAUUUUGAUUUUCUUCCACGCAAUUUGUGAUGCAGUUGCAUUCUUACAUUCAAAAAAUCCUCCAAUAUUACAUCGCGAUCUCAAGCCAGAAAACAUUCUUGUGGCACCAAAUGGAGUUCCGAAGCUUUGCGAUUUCGGUUCUGCAACAACAAGUGUUUUAGUUGCAAAUGAUCCAUCUGAAAUCAACAGAAUUAAAGACGAUAUCGAUAAUAAUACAACACAGAGCUAUCGAGCUCCAGAAAUGAUCGAUCUUUACAAUAGAAUUCCGAUUUCAACACCAGCAGAUGUUUGGGCUUUAGGAUGCACCUUAUACAAAUUAGUUACUCGUAACGAAAUGUUCAAACCCGAAGAUACAUUAGCCAUUCUACAAGGGAGAAUUACAAUUCCUUCUGGCUGCUCACCAGCAUUUGCCCAAACAAUACAAGCAUGCUGCCAGAUCGACCCAUCCAAGCGCCCUACUGCAGCCCAAAUUGCUGCUUCCGUUCUCAAAGCGAGAGGUCCAAAUGAAAGAGUUACAAUUCCUCCGAAAAACUCUCACCAACACGAGCCAACGAUCGACAAUCCCAUUUUCGGAUUCUUCAAGGAAUCGUUCAGAACAAUUACCGCUCAAGGACUUGAGAAAACAAUUAUAAAAGCGACAUACGGAAACGAUAAACCUCCGAAAUCGAAACACGUUCGCAGGUUGUUACUUUCCGCCAUCAAAGAACCAUAUUCCACCAAGGCCAUUACUAACUAUCUUCUUGGCGAACGUCCUUGGUCAACAGAUCCUCGUGUUGCCGCAAAAGUUUUGUACACAAUUUUGAUGAUUUUGCAGGACCAAUCUAACCUCAGCGCUUUUGUCCCAAUCACCGUCAAAACAGAUGAAAUCCUCAACAGGUACUCGCAGAACAAGAUCGGUGAUACAUACCAUACAUCGCUUAUAGCAAUAACUCAACUGGCAUCGAUAAUUAAAAUCAAAUUGAUGCUUCACGCCGCUCAUCCAGAAUUGGAAGGAAAUUUUGUCAUAAACGGCCGAACUGAUGAACACUUGAAAGAUGAUAUCAAGAGAUACUUCUCAAGUGUUGUAACAGCGACAAGAGCAAUGAUGGAAAACAUUAAUUCAAUGGAUUCAUUCUUCGCGGAAGUUAUCUCUUUGCCUUUGCUUAAGGAGAUGGCAUCAGCAGGAUCAUUGAUGAAAGUCUUGGACUCAUCGGAUGAUAUGUUGAUGCAGGCGAAAGAUGUUAUUAGCAGGUCUAAGAGGUACGAUUAUUUAUCUUCUGCCUUAACAAUUGACAUGGACCGUCCUCCUAAGAAAAUAUUUGUUUCGUAA
Messenger RNA from Trichomonas vaginalis G3, 1656 nucleotides. Its product is annotated as clathrin-coated pit assembly. Gene Ontology annotation, biological process: protein phosphorylation. The transcript has a single exon. Gene Ontology annotation, cellular component: cytoplasm. Lineage: Eukaryota; Parabasalia; Trichomonadida; Trichomonadidae. The record is from RefSeq and is a predicted model, not a curated record. Bases 1 to 1656 code for a protein of 551 amino acids. Gene Ontology annotation, molecular function: phospholipid binding; protein serine/threonine kinase activity; ATP binding.